Messenger RNA from Scleropages formosus (Asian bonytongue), 2678 nucleotides. Its product is annotated as NF-kappa-B essential modulator-like. Gene Ontology annotation, biological process: positive regulation of canonical NF-kappaB signal transduction. Gene Ontology annotation, cellular component: cytoplasm; IkappaB kinase complex; nucleus. NCBI's taxonomy places the organism in Eukaryota, Metazoa, Chordata, Actinopteri, Osteoglossiformes, Osteoglossidae. The transcript is spliced from 15 exons. Gene Ontology annotation, molecular function: K63-linked polyubiquitin modification-dependent protein binding. Bases 173 to 2071 code for a protein of 632 amino acids. The record is from RefSeq and is a predicted model, not a curated record.
GACACACACAAACACACGCACGCGCGUGCGCGCGCGAAUGAACCCGGAGCACUUUGCUCCUCACGCGUGUCUUUUAUUACCUUAUAGUCCUUCAUUUAUUUUACUGCAUGUUUGAUGCAGUUUUAGUGCAUGUCAAUAGAAACUAUAUACUGAGCUGAAAAUAAAUAUUAAAAUGUGCAGAAACAAGGCCGUGCGAAUCGCCUGGGCUGGAGGAGCUGAACGGAGACAUUCGAGAAGAAUCAUUAUCACACAGCUUUUUUAUGUGAUGGUUCAGCCUCAGGGUCCCUUGGGCAGUGCAUUGCAGUGGGACAUGGCAGGAAGAGAGGCAGCGGGAUCUGGGGCUCAGGGAUUGCUGGGGAGCCCCCCCGAGCUGGCUGACAAUGAGGUUAUUCAGAGGCUUCUUGGAGACAACAACCAGCUGAGAGCGGCACUGAAGCAAAGCAAUGCAGCUCUGAGGAGCAGAUGUGAAGAGGUUCAAGGAUGGCAUCAGAAGCUGAGGGAGGAAAGAGAGUUCCUGGGAAAGCGGUUUCAGGAGGCACGAGACCUGGUGGAGAGGCUGGGCAGGGAGAACCGAGAGUUACAGGGACAGCUCAGCCUCCUGGCUGCUGGGGCACAGGGCCCGGACCUAAGUGAUCUUCAGGAACAGGGCGACUCUUCUGGAGCAGGAGGCCAGUUCCACAACUCCCACAAGGAAGGAGAAGGGGAUGGAGAUGAGAACAGGGAGGUAGAGAAGCGGACUGGCCCGACAAGCUUGCCCAUGGAGGGAGGAAAUGAGGUCCUGCGGCUGCUUCGAACCCACAAGGAGAAGCUGGAGGAAGGGAUGCGAGAGCUCAGAAGCAGAAAUGAGGAGCUGGAGAAGAGCAUAGAGGAAGGGGAACGAGAGAGGGAGAACCUUCGUAAUGCAAAUACGCAGCUACAGUCAAGGCUUGUUCAGUUGCAGGGUUCUGGAGUGACGCAGGAGGCCCUACAGUGCUCAGAUGCUCAGGCGAGCAGCUCCCACAGUCUGCCCGCACCCGCGGCUGUGAUGACAGCCUCUAGUCCUCAGCUUGUUCAGCUGUCCAAACAGUUGCAGGCAACACAGAUCAGGUACAGAGAGCUGCAAGAGAAACUUGAUUCUCUGCAAAAAACUAGAGUUCAACAAGACAAAAACGAAGUACUCUUAAAGCAGAGGGAAAAUGAAUGCGCACAGCUGACGAAGGACAGCGAGUCCUUGAAGGCCCAGGUCACCUCCCUGCUGGGGGAGCUGCAUGAGAGACAGAGCUGUCUAGAGAGGAGUGAGGCCGAGAGGGCAAGGCUAGAAGAGAAGCUGAAUAAGACCCAGGAGGCCCUGCGUACUCUAGAGAGAGAGACUGAGCAGCUGAAGACUCAGCACAGUGUGACAGUGGACAAGCUGCGGCUGCAGACCCAGAACCUGGAGGCAGCACUGAAGGCAGAGAGGCUUGUCCUAACAGAAGACAAGAGGAAGCUGGCCCAGCUGCAACAUGCUUACACUCAGCUGUACCAAGACUACGACUCCAAACUCCAGAGUGAGAGCCAGGCCAAACAGAGGGAUGGAGAGGUGGAAGACCUAGCCAGCAGGCUGGUGGAGGCAGAAAGGGCUCUAGCCCUGAAGCAGGACCUGAUCGACAAGCUGAAGGAGGAGGUGGAGCAGCAAAGGGGCACACUGGAGACUGUGCCUGUCCUCACUGCGCAGGCAGAGAUUUAUAAAUCUGACUUCCUGGCAGAGAGGGAGGCCAGAGAGAAGCUCCACCAACGCAAGGAGGAGCUCCAGGAGCAGCUGAACCGGGCCCUAGCUGAAGUGGACAGGCUCAGGCUGGAAGGCACAUCACGUGCGAGGAUGGAGGAGAUGCAGCAGAGACACAUAGAGGAUUACAGGGCGGCCCGUCCCCUACUCCCACCUCUUUCAGGAGGAUUUCCUGGGGCCACAAUCCCCUUCAGCCCAGCACAGCCCUCAUCUUUUCGCGUGCAGAAUGUGUCAGAGGAGCUGCCCGAUUACCGCUGCCCAAAGUGCCAGUACCAGGCACCGGACAUGGACACCCUUCAAAUCCAUGUGACAGACUGCAUCCAGUGAGCCCUAGUAUGAGAACGCGGGACUCGGUAAAGCAGGGGUACACAAUGCUGUUCCUUGAGAGCCAGAGUUCUAACAGCUUUAGUACAUACAUUUGAACCAGUGCCUGUGUGUGGUGCCUGAAGUUCCAGGUGAGGAGACUUACUAUCCAGCUGACCACUUUGGUAAAGCAAGAAAGAACUGAGACUGGUACAGCCUGUGGCCCUUAAGGACUGAAGUUGUGCACUCCUACUGUAAAGAUAGGGAGCAGUAUUGCACUUUGACAGGCAUGAUAGUAAUAAAGUAUAAAUGUAACCUGUAACGAUGUGUACUAGUAAGAGUUCAACUACAAUCAGAAGUAAUAGAAAUGCCUCAUAAAGAUAUUAUAGUUCUGCCAAAUGUUUUUAAAAGUUAAUUCUAUUUUGCCAGUUAAAAUAUGGAGACACUGACUCUGCUGUACACAGUAUUGCACUGGAUUCAUUGGUGUUUUUUAUUGUGGUCAGUCUGUCUUCCACUAUGCAUGUGCACUUUGUCUUUGAGCCGUGUUGUCAAUUUGUUUAUGUAAACUGUCUAUCUGAAAAUAAUGUUUAUAUUGCUGUAAUGGAAUUGGAUUCAUUGAAUAAAUUUUGGU